AGCAGGCUGGAGGAGGCGGGCUGGAGGCGGGGAGCAGGCAGGAUGCAGUCACGCUGGAGGCGGGCCGGGGCCGGGGUGACUCAGCCGCCGAGAGCUGCCCCUUCCGCGGCUGCCGAGGGAGCGUGUGCGGGGCCGUGCGGGGCGGUGGAGUGUUCCGUUCUGUAGCCAAGAUGUGGCCGUCCGUGUCCAUCCUGUGUGUCCUGGUGGCCUUCGCCAAUGCUCGCAGCGUUCCGUACUAUCCUCCCCUCUCCAGCGACUUGGUCAACCACAUAAACAAGCUCAACACCACCUGGAAGGCUGGGCACAAUUUCCAUAACACUGACAUGAGCUAUGUGAAGAAGCUCUGUGGCACCUUCCUGGGUGGGCCCAAGCUCCCUGAGAGGGUUGAUUUUGCUGCAGACAUGGAACUGCCUGAUAACUUUGACUCACGGACGCAGUGGCCUAACUGUCCUACCAUCAGUGAGAUAAGAGACCAGGGCUCUUGUGGUUCUUGCUGGGCUUUUGGUGCCGUAGAAGCAAUUUCAGACAGAAUCUGUGUUCACACGAAUGCCAAGGUGAGCGUGGAGGUCUCGGCGGAGGACUUGCUGUCAUGCUGUGGCUUCGAGUGUGGCAUGGGGUGCAACGGUGGUUAUCCCUCUGGCGCGUGGAGGUACUGGACAGAGAGGGGCCUUGUGUCUGGGGGUCUCUACAAUUCCCAUGUGGGCUGCCGUCCCUACUCCAUCCCACCCUGCGAGCACCAUGUCAACGGCUCCCGGCCACCGUGCACCGGGGAGGGGGGGGAAACCCCCAGGUGCAACCGGCACUGCGAACCUGGCUACUCGCCCUCGUACAACGAUGACAAGCACUAUGGCAUCACAUCCUACGGUGUCCCUCGCAGUGAGAAGGAAAUCAUGGCUGAGAUCUACAAGAAUGGCCCAGUGGAAGGAGCCUUUAUUGUCUAUGAGGACUUCCUGAUGUACAAGUCUGGGGUCUACCAGCACGUGUCCGGCGAGCAGGUUGGAGGCCACGCGAUCCGGAUCUUGGGCUGGGGGGUGGACAACGGCACUCCAUACUGGCUGGCCGCCAACUCCUGGAACACCGACUGGGGGGACAACGGCUUCUUCAAAAUCCUCCGAGGAGAGGACCACUGCGGCAUCGAGUCCGAGAUCGUGGCUGGCCUCCCCAGGCCGGAGCAGUACUGGAAGAGGGUGUAACCUUGAUCAAACCACAAAUAAUCCUGAGUCCCCGAUGCUUUUAACUGAUAGUGAGUUGGGUGCAGAGCCCCGCCUCUAAGAGACUAUAGUUGAGAUUACUUUAUUAAAGCUUUUUAUCUUUUUUUUUUUUUCUCAAUUUUAUGGUGGAGCUGGAGGUGGAACUGCUCUCUGCAAGCCCUCUGCCCCUGGUGGGUCACAGCUAUGGGGCAUUCCCUGCUCAAAGGACUGCUGGACGGCUCACUGGCCUCUUGCACCAUGGUAUUUGGUUAGCCUGGACCCCUUCCAGCCCAGUCUGUUACUGGGAGGGUAGGAAGCAGUAGCUUUGUGCUGGGACUAGGGACUUGGAGGGGCAAUGGAGAUGGAUCCCGCCGGGAAGCCACGGCCAGGGAUGAUUUGUGCACCCCUGGCUGGGUUGGUCUAACUGUUAUCACCUGAAGCAAGCAGGGUAUGUAGGUGUGUGCCUUAAAUUGGCUAAAUUUAGACCUAAUAAUGAAGAAAUACUGACGAACUUGAUGUGGGGCUGCCUCUCACCUGAGCUGUUAAGGUCCCUCCUGCCUGCAACAGGUCCUUUGUCCAUCGCUUGCUCUGCUCCAUCCUUUUGGCUGCUUUAAAAACCACUUGUUCCUCAGCUCUUCAUUUGGUUUUUAUUUUUUCUGCUGUAGUCUGGGGUUACUGAUCCUAGGGAAGGGCCUGGCUGGAGCUCCAGGAGCCUUUGAUCAAAUGUCCUGCAAUCACCUAGGAGCACGCUGGAAAGAGCAAACCACUUUUCAUCCAUGGCUGGGCAGCUUGGUGCGUGCAGCGGGUCACGCCUUGGCAAGGGAGGGUGCUGCAGCCAGAACUGGUGUGGUGCUUUGGGACAGCAGGUGCUGACCGCUGAGCAGAGGUGAGGGAUGUUCCCCAGCCCUGCUGCAAGGAGCUCAUGCAGGUGCUUGGAGGUAUCUUGCUAACUUGCACACAAUUGAAUAAUUUUUUUUUUUUGAUUUACAGGCAUUAGGGAAGAAAUAAAACCUUUUUACUGGGGGGAGGGGUGAUAGCUGCGUAGGAGGCAUCAUGUGAUUUGCCAACACUAACAUAGAAAAAGUGGUGUUUUGGUUUUUUUUUAAAUUUUAAAGCAAAGUAUAUUGCUGAGCUGAGGCUACAGGCCUGAAAUGGGUGAUGCAGGCUCUCCCUUGCACUGUAAAAUAGCCCCUUACCUCUGCUUUCUCAGACCCAUGAGACAGCAUUGCGGUAUAUAUAUAUAAAUGGAACAACUGUGCCAAUAAACGACUUCUCCAA
Phalacrocorax carbo (great cormorant) is the source of this 2468-nucleotide messenger RNA. The record is from RefSeq and is a predicted model, not a curated record. NCBI's taxonomy places the organism in Eukaryota, Metazoa, Chordata, Aves, Suliformes, Phalacrocoracidae.